This is a messenger RNA of Eruca vesicaria subsp. sativa (arugula), 294 nucleotides long. The record is from the annotation of a GenBank genome assembly. NCBI's taxonomy places the organism in Eukaryota, Viridiplantae, Streptophyta, Magnoliopsida, Brassicales, Brassicaceae.
AUGGGGGGAAGCUAUGUGGAGCAAGCUCGUGAGAAUCACGUCAAGAAGAAGGUUGAAGAAGCGCUGCGUAGCAAGAUGAAGGCCAAGGCAUUAAACGAGUGUGAUCAGUACGUCUCUAAGUAUGCUGAAUGUGCCACGGGGAGAACCUUCUCUGUGGUUUGGACAUGUCGUAAGAUAGCUAAAGAGCUCAACACUUGUCUCCAUGAGUUCACCAAUGACAAAGUGUUGGAGGAAAUGAAGAGAGAGUACACGCUUCAAGAAGAGGGUAAACUCUCAGCAGCGUCGACCACAUGA